This is a messenger RNA of Sorex araneus (European shrew), 2977 nucleotides long. It is a transcript of the gene REEP2, whose product is annotated as receptor accessory protein 2. Gene Ontology annotation, biological process: endoplasmic reticulum tubular network organization. The record is from RefSeq and is a predicted model, not a curated record. Gene Ontology annotation, cellular component: endoplasmic reticulum tubular network; endoplasmic reticulum membrane; cytoplasmic microtubule. The coding region runs from base 138 to 896 and encodes 252 amino acids. NCBI's taxonomy places the organism in Eukaryota, Metazoa, Chordata, Mammalia, Eulipotyphla, Soricidae. The transcript has 8 exons. Gene Ontology annotation, molecular function: microtubule binding; taste receptor binding.
CCCCUUUAACGGCGCGGCUCGCGCUCCGCGGCCCCCGCGGCGGCUGCUGCUGCGGCUGCUACUGCGGCGCCCGCUGCUGCCGCCGCCGCUGCCGUCGCCGCUCGGCCUCGGCAGCUGCAUCCCCGCCCGGCCCCGCCAUGGUGUCCUGGAUCAUCUCCCGCCUGGUGGUGCUCGUCUUUGGCACCCUCUACCCAGCCUAUUCUUCCUACAAGGCCGUGAAGACCAAAAACGUGAAGGAAUAUGUGAAAUGGAUGAUGUACUGGAUCGUCUUCGCCUUCUUCACCACGGCCGAGACCCUCACAGACAUCGUGCUCUCCUGGUUCCCCUUCUACUUCGAGCUGAAGAUCGCCUUCGUGAUCUGGCUGCUGUCGCCCUACACCAAGGGCUCCAGCGUGCUCUACCGCAAGUUCGUGCACCCGACUCUGUCCAACAAGGAGAAGGAGAUUGACGAGUACAUCACCCAGGCCCGAGACCGGAGCUACGAGACCAUGAUGAGAGUGGGCAAGAGGGGCCUGAACCUGGCGGCCAAUGCCGCGGUCACUGCUGCAGCCAAGGGCCAGGGGGUGCUGUCGGAGAAGCUGCGGAGCUUCAGUAUGCAGGACCUGACCCUGCUCCGGGACGAGGACGCACUGACCCUGCAGGGGCCCGACGGCCGCCUCCGCCCCAGCAGCCUCCUGGACCCCAUCGAGGACCGGGCAGACAACCCCGCGCUGAGCAUCAGGACCAGCUCGAGUCUACCCGACGCCCGCGUGGAAGCCUCUGAGGAGGACCCGGGAGACAAGGCCCCGAAGAAGGUCAAAUCCAUGAAAAAAGUGCCCAAAGCCGAGCCACUGGCCUCCAAGACGCUGAAAGCUCGGCCCAAAAAGAAGACCUCUGGCGGGGGGGACUCGGCUUGAGGCCCCUCCAGGCUGCAGGGCGAGGAGAAUUCUCCAGAAGGACCUCAGCCCCUGCCCACACUGUGCCCAGAGCCCCGCUCUCUCCCCAGGACCCUCACGGGGCUGCCUCGAGCCCACCUGUGACCUCUGGAAGGGCUUGGGAAAGGGGGCGCCCUACUGCGGGGGCGCCCUGGGUCGAGGCUGGAGGAGGUGGGGGGCGGGGGCUCUGCUCCAGCCCCGCCCCCACCCACCCAGUGCCUUGCUGAAGACCAUGGCCAUCCCCCCACUGUGCUCCCUGUGGGGGGGCGGGCAGGGGCCAGUCACAGGCCCCAUGGAGCCCCCGCAGGCUCCUGGGUGCGAGCAGAAGGCCUCGGGGAGCCCGGGGCUCUGCGGGUGCUUACAUACAUGACAGGGCAGGCUGUGUGUCCUGUGGCCCCAAUAGGACAUGGCUUCCAGAGGUGCACAUGUGAGCGUGUGUGUGCGUGUCUCAGUCUGGGGGUCAGGGGCUCUGGAGACUCCCCUCCAGCAGGGACCCCCCACUCCCCAGGCCCCCCCGCCCUCCUUCCUCAUAGCCCCCCUCACCUCCCUGGCCCUCAGCCCCCAUCCCCUCCCCCUGGGGCUGGACUCCCCCUUGCCUCCAGGAGCCGGCUCCUCCCCUCUUGGGCCCGCCCUCCGCACCCCUGCCCCAGCUUCUGCAGGAAGAAGGUGUGAAGGGGGGAAGUGAGGAGCGCCAUGGCCACCCACACACAGGCCCUUUGCUGGCGGAAGAGUCAAUAAACCACUCUGGCCCCUCACUCACCAGUGUCCGCUCCUGUGCCCUCACCACCCGGGAAGGGCCCCUGGGAGGAGCACCGCCCACCGUGGGAGGAGGGUUGGGGAGUCGGACCACGAAUGAGCUUUGAUGGCCCAAGGUAAGAGGUGGCAGCGAGGGCCGGAGCCGUAGCACAGUGAGGAGGGCACCUGCACGAGCACCCCCUUAGUCCCCAGGCCUGUCAGGAAUGAUUCCUGAGUGCACAGCCAGGAGUAAGCCCUGAGCACAGCCUGGUGUGGCCCCAGAACAAAAAAGGCAGGAAAGUGGGAGGAGGCUGCAGGGCCUGGGGGCAAAGGGAAAGCUGGUGGCAUAGGAAGGGAAAGGCUGGGGAGAGGGAGAGUCGGGGGGUGCAGGCGCAGGCAGCUAGCGAAGGGCUGGGGGCAUGGAGCCCAGCCUCCCUCCCCGGCAUCAGAGGCUUUGUCUGCCCGAGAACCUUCUGAACUUGGGGUGGGGGGAGGCAGGCAUCUUCCUCCAUCAGCAGCCCUGGGAAAGCCGCCACUGGUCUCUGAGAGCAGCCUGGCUCCCCUGUCAGGAAGGAGAGAACAAGUCCGGGAAGUCCCUGGUUCUAGAAAGAUCUCCAGAGUAGAGUACAGCAGUGUCAUGAGCAGCCAGCAUAGGCCUUUGCUCGCCGAAUCCCAUGUGUGCGUGCAUGCGUGCUUGGGCUACCUGUGGAGAUGGACCCUUCGGAUCGGGCCCCCACAAGGGCUGGAGAGAGAGCACUCGGGGGCUCUGCCUCGUAAGCAAAGGGCUCGCUCGCCAGCAGCCCUGAGCACAGAGGCACGGCAGGUAUGGAAGUAGGCAGGUAGCUCAGGGAAGGGCCGCCCUCACGGGAAUGGAAGUUCUGGGGAGUCGUCAGGCCACCUGGCUCUAAGCAACUAAGACCUCCUAAGGCCUUCACCUGAGCUAGCCCAGACCCGAGAAGACGGCCCCGCCCUCCGAGAGAAGCUCCCGUGCGAACAGAGGUCAAGAAAAGGAGCCACAAUGACCAGCCCAACUCUGCCCUCCCUGGCAACCACCAUAGCAACAGACUCUACAGUAGAAGCAUGUGGAGCAGCUUGGGAAAUACUCCAUAAAGGUCACCUUGAACGAAGGAAGCACGCGCACACCCCGCCCGAGCCCAAGUGCUGCUUGUGCCCACGUGACUGGGCACAUGUGGUGCCCGCAUCUGCCCUCUUGAGAUGUGUGCUGGGCUCUCUGCCUUUGGAGAAGCCCGCGUUCUCUCUCGAACGCUACUCUCACUUUCCCUCCUGCCCCUCCUAAAAGCCGCCAAAUAAAAUCUGUUUUUACUUCA